UCUUUUUCAGGUUCAAAGUCACUAUCACUGGAGUCGCUAUUGUCGCUUUCUGGAUCACUGGUUCAAAAAGAUAUGAACAAAGUGGUAAGAAAAAUACUGUAUGCACUAAGCAGUACGAAAUUAUAAAAAAGUCAUUCAUCUGAUCUUCACCUUUGAGGAUGAUGAUUGAAAGAAAACACUUUUCUGCCAAAAUAAAAUGGGAGGCCCUUAAUAAAUUUGUAUACUGUUAGGAUUACUUUCCAAAGUCGGGGCUUCCAAGAAGACAAAACUCACUUGACUGGUUCUUUUUGAACAGCCAUUUUCUUUGCUUGUCUAUCAAUCAAACUUGUCCUACUUCUUGUUUUCUUCCAUGAAUAGUAAUACUUGACCAGAGUGGCAAUUGAUUUAUCUGGUAACUGACAAGAAAAAAAAGACAAAGGUUUCAGAAAAAACAAGUUUCGAAAUGCACUCAAAUAACUUUAUUACUAUAAUGAGAGGAGGUGUAGUAUGUCAAUUUUUUAAACUGUAAUUUAGAAUGCAUUACAAUCCAUUAGUUCAACAAAAAUGCCAAGAAAUGCAUGUGCUAUGAUUAGUUAGUCAGACUGAUUCUCGGGCAUUAUAUUUCUGUGAAGCAUGUGUGUCACACACAUGCUUUACAGAGAUAUUCAAGCAUGCAAGCUACAUCACCAAUAAUUCAUUAACCAUUUUAUAAAAAUAUAAAGUACAUAUGACUUGGUAAUUACUAAGACAACACUCAAGAAGUGUGAGAAGCACUGAAAACCUAAUUGACAACUCUCUCAUGUCUUUAAUAAUCUACAUGCUUAUCUAGCUCAACAAUGCACUCAUCCCAUUUUUUUAUUUUGUACUAUGGCCAUGUCUGGUAUUUUUCCAUCUUAAUUUCACGCAACCACUUGUUUGAAGUUCCUUCAAUUUGAAAGUAAUUUUGCACAUUACCAAUUAAUGGCUCAAAAUAAUUAAUAGUGACAGACUUCCUUUCAAGUGCUCAACAAUGUCAAUGAUGUACUUACUAUUUGCUGAAUUCGUUUGAAGCUUUUUCCAUGAGAACUGUAAGCUUGUUCAAACAGGAUCUUAUCUUCCAUAGUCCACUCAUCUAAAACGAAAGUAGUUAAAGUUAACUCAAGCAGUCACCUUUUGCAUUGUAAAUGGUAAAUGCUUUGUUUACAGUGGGAGAGUACUUGGUUGUGACAAAUGUUAAUAAAUUGAUUGAUUGAUUACCUGGGAAUGGUGUAAAGUUAGCCAAAUCAGUUAGUGAUUUCUCAAGGUUAUGCUUGUGCCAAAACAACAUUCCUAAUGCCUGAAAAUGACAAAACAUUAAUUUUAUUAUACGUUACACUUAUAAUAGCAAAAGCCUUUAAAUUGCAUGAUACAUGUACAGCAUGUAUGCUGUAACAUUACACACCCACGAUCACUAUUCACUGCAUCAAUACACAGCAGAUAUGUGAGAAAAUACAUGAACAAGGCAAGUGGAAGCGUGUACUGGCUGAGCAGAUAACAUUGCAAAAUCCGAAUCUGGCAGUCUGGGGUUCAAGCCUCGCCUGCCGCGUUGUUUCCUUGGGCAAGGAACUUUACUCCACUUUGUUGUGUCUCUUCAUCCAGGUGUAUAAAUGGGCACAGGCAACAUACUGCCGGGGGGAGGGUAACCAUGUGAUGGACUGGCAUCCUGUCCAGGGGGAAGUAGCAAUACACCUAGACAUGCUUCAUGCUAAGGAAACCAGGAUAAGCUCCAGCCAUGUGGGCCUUUGGCUCGUAUGCCCCUUAAACACACAUGUACAAAAUGUACAUGUAUUUCACUGGCUAAUUUCAACACCCCUUUACAAAACACUGGCACCCCUUGGUUCAUUCUAUGACAAUCCCUCCCAGAAAAAAACUGGUGACAUUUCAGUAACAUCCCAGAUCAGUUCAACAGCAUUUACACAUCUGUACAGAUUUAAACAUGUAGAUCUACAUGUAUUUAACCUUUUCAAACUUAAUAGAGGUCUAUGAAAAAAAAUUCAUAAAAAUUAUAAAUUUAAAUUUGCAUUUCUUUACUAAGAUCCAAGAAUAGAUGUUGAAUCUAAAGAAUUCACAGUCCGAAUACAUUCAUCAUCAGAUCAAAACUUACAUCAACUCAAUUUAUGACAGAGAUCUUUGGGACCCCCACUAAGUGUCCAUCUAAGAUUGAUGUCCGUCUUAUAAAGAGUAAAGUAAAAGGGGUAAAGAAAGUCAGGGACCAACUUUAUGUGUCUAGUGUUUUACCGAGGUGUCUGUCUUUCAGUCAGGGCUUCUGAUAAGUUGCGGAAAAAACAGUCAAAUUUUGCGGGAUUUUCAGAGACAGAUUCAUGGAAAAAUCAGCUGAAUUCACGGAAAUUUUCGAUGCUAACUACCCCAAAAACCAAUCAGUUAAAAACAGCCAAUUUCGUGGGAACUUUCUGGGCAAAUUUGAUUUACCUGAAUUCCGCGGCUCUGUAAGCGCAUGAAAUAUGAGAAGCCCUGUUUAGUGUUGUCUGUUAAGAAAGAGUUAACUGUAAACCUGAAAAUUUGGGUUUUUUUAUCUAUGUACUUACUUAAGCAGGGACAGAACCUAUGGUAAUCUUAGUUCCACCCUUAAAUUGUGCACUUUAUUAACUGCCUGUGAAUGUACCUGUUCAACGUUGUACCCAUGCUUGUCUUUAGCAACCAGCACAUAGUCAUCCACUAAGAGGUGAAACACAAAGCUACGUGAAACUUUAAGUCAGUGUAAUGGCAAAUCUCAAAAACCGUGUCCGAAUUUACAAGCAUAAUUUCCUAGACAAUGGGCAAAUUUUAGUCAGAUACUGUCCAAUGACCAAUACAGCUCUGUAAUCCCUUUUUUCUCUGUAUGUGUCUGAGUCACCUUCCAUGCAGUUGGAAGUGUUUUUACUUGUGCACUCAUACAUAUGCUCAUUGUAAUAUUAUUAAGCAUGCUUGCACAUUUUGGUUGUGAACUGGGGGCUUAAAUGACAUUUCACUAGCUGCGAUGUAGAGUGCCUUGUGAAGAGAAGCAGAUGCUAAGAAACUGGGUGCAAAGGAAAAGGAGUUUUCCCACUUGCCAGACAGACAAGCUGUAGCUAGCAUGUACUAGCCCAAAAAUCAUUUGAACCAGCACAAAAAACAAUAAUGAGCAGGACUGAUUGCAGUUCGUCUGUGAUUUACAUUCCCAGAAAAAUGUCACUUGCCCUUCAGGCAAGUUAAGAACAGAACUCAUUAGCCUGACAGCAGAAUCCACUAGCCCCAGGCUAACAGACACUACUUCCUCUACACACUGAGUAGACAAUAUAAGGGUACACUGCAAAUGAUCUAAUUUAUUGACACCCCUUCUCAAAAAAAUGCCUGUUGUCUAAUAAAUGCCCCCUCUACAAGGCAAAGUCUGUAUUAAAUGCCCCUCUCUAAUAAACACCCCCAAGAGAGUUACCCCAAAAUACUAGGAAUUAGCAAAAAGGAGAAAAUCAUUCAAUUUAUUUAGUUUUUUGCUUGAUGAAUGUGCAUUGCAUCUUGUUUCAUGUCAAGUUCAAAGUAAAGAUAAAGUCAGGAUGACAACACAAUAACCCUAAAAUGAGGAUUCUGAUAGUGAAAUUGAGAUUUGAAAGAGUGAAAUGGAUCUCUACACAGCCCAGAUGUAGACAUUGAUGGACUGGAUAUUUUGCUAUUAAUUUACAAACUCUCUGGAUAUGUUCAUUGAUAGUAUAUUAGUUUUGAAGAGGUCGCAAAAAAGAAAAGAAAUGCCUUUCUCUUUUAAAUGUCUCCUGAAUGUAUCUAUUUAACACUCCCUCUCAGAUUGUUAAAAGUAAAUCAACACCCCGCAUGUCUUUUUGAUCAUUUAUGCUAUAAGACUGUAUUAAAUAAUAACACCCACAUUUUGAAUUUGGGAUUUCCUCUACAGGUGCCCAAACAAGAAGUGCAUUGUGCCGAAGGUUUGGGUCAUGCUUGGCCUCUUCUUUGUCUGAAUAAAAGAGAAACAAAAGAUCCAUGAAUAAUAGAAUAGAGUUGUUUAUUCAGAACCCCUUGCAGCUAAGAGCUGGAUAACAGGAUUGUGUGCAAAUUACACAUAAUUAACAUUUAACUUAUGACAAAAAAUCUAAAUACUUCACAGAUACAAAUUCUAACAAUCUUUUUGUCUUACAAAUUUUGUUAUUAUAGUUCCGGCAGCUUCGUAACGAGUACGAGUGAAUGGUAGUUACCUUCCACUCAUGGCAAGGCCAAACACAGAGUUGGAUAGUUUUAAAUUACGUAUAAAUGAUUCGCAAGCAGCAGCCCUACGGUCUUCUAAAAACGGCAGGCCACUUAAUAUCAAUGCCUCAUCAUAAUGUACAUUUGGAAGAAUUAUCCUAAGGGCGCGCUUUUGAAUUCCCUCCAACGCAUCAGACAUACAUUUUGGCACCUUUUGGACUACUUUCAUACGUUACUAAUAUGAAAUUUGAGGACUGGUACUUGUGUUUCACACAGUGUAAGUGACCAAAGACUAGUUAUCUAGAUACUCAUAACAUUACACUGAGGAUUUUUUAUCAUAAAAUUGAAUAUGAAAGUAAAUGAUAAUAAAAUCAUUAUCGUUACUAUUAUCACCAGAGAUGUCCUGCUAGGGUAGAAUUCCAGCAAGGCUUACGGCCUUGAAGAAGCGACAAAAGACAGAGGAAAUAACAACAAAAAACACAAAGAUGGGUUACAAUGA
Messenger RNA from Porites evermanni, 4663 nucleotides. NCBI's taxonomy places the organism in Eukaryota, Metazoa, Cnidaria, Anthozoa, Scleractinia, Poritidae. The record is from the annotation of a GenBank genome assembly.